AUGAGCCAUAACGUAUCCGUUUCGUCGAGUGGGAUGGACGAUUCAGACGCGCACCCAGAGGACUUUGUUCAGCAGCCUGACGGAUCGCUCCGGUGUAAACGACACGGACUGGAGAUUUGCAAGGCGUGCGACGUGGACUAUACCUUUAUAUACCAAUACCUGGAUGAUGAUGAUGUAGAAUGGAAACCAGACGAGCCAAUCGAGGAGCCAGACGGGACACUCCGAUGUAAGCGUCACUGGCUGGAGAUCUGUGGCAAGAGCUGCGUCGACUAUACAUUCAUGCGUGAGAUUCUGGAGGAGGAGCGGCAAGGGCCGAUGGAUUCCGACUCUGAUGAUUCUGGACGGAUCCGCAAAGAGUCUAGGAACCCCAAACGCAAGAAUAGCAAGUGGUCAAAGUGCGUCGUGUGCAAAGAAUAUGCGCCGAAGCAGUGUAGUAACUGCAAGACUGUCCAAUACUGUGGCGCAGAGCAUCAACGACAGCAUUGGAGCGAACACAAGGCUCAAUGCCGCAAGGCCUCUCAACAGAAUGCCAAUUCUGACUCGCAUGGAACCAAACCAGAGCUCUUACUCCUCUCCAUCGGUGGAUAUCACAAGGUUGUAGAAGAAAUGGAGCACGAGUUCAUUUCGUCCCUCGAGCCCCUUAUGGAACUUUCCUUUACGACCAACGAGGACAGUGCGCUGCGCAGGCUCAAGAGCAAGCGACCACCUGCAGCAGUCAUUGUCGUAGAUGCACUCUAUGCCGACGAACACGGCGAACUCGUCGAGGCUCUCAUUGCCUACACAAAAGGCAAGAGGAGCAAGGGCGGCCUUGUCAUGUUUGCUCUCGGCUUCCCAUGUUUCAUGGGAGGUAAGAAUAUGCAAGAGCUAUUCGAGAAAUUCGAAAUGUUCUGGGAGAUGGCAAGCUAUGACCGAAAAGUCUUCAAACUCAAUACCCUCCAUCAGCCAAAUACUGGAGCCGUGGAGCCUACGCCUGCGCAAAGGCUCAUUACCUGGCGUGGAGGGAGUACCCUACCGGAGGAAUAUUCGAUGAAGGCCCUCAGGAUCAAGGGUGCCACCUCGAGUGAGGCAGUUUACCUCGAGGAAAGGGCAAGUGCUGAGGCACUCGUGGAAACGCCGCUCGCCAUGACGAGGCUAGGGUUUGGAAAGGUCGUCUACGUGGGGGACGUCAACAACGAGGCGGAGACGCAGCUAGUCAUCAGAAAUAUUCUGACGCAGCACCUCGCAGGCCAUUAG
Molecule: messenger RNA, 1233 nt
Organism: Serendipita indica DSM 11827
Lineage: Eukaryota; Fungi; Basidiomycota; Agaricomycetes; Sebacinales; Serendipitaceae
Source: the annotation of a GenBank genome assembly